AUGGCGGACCAAAGCUGGCUGCGGUUUCUUGGGGGCAACAGAGCUCGACAGCACGAUCUGAAGUACCAUGUCUCCGAAGCAACCCUACAAGACUUGUACAAAGAUCCUCCCAAAAGCAAAGAAGUGCAUGGCCACCGCGUGAAGAAGAGCAUGACACGACUCCCUAGCUGGCAAGGAGUAUCUCAGGCAAACCAAUCGACUACCACGGCGGCUGAGGCGGAAUACAGUUUGGACGAAGUAGACAAGUUGUUCAUCAAUGCAAACCAGCAGAUCUGGCACAACCCUUCCAUUGACCAAGUAGCAGAAACCUUGCAAGUUGCAGUAAUAUCCAAUCCUGCAAGCGAAGCACUUUCCGCAGAGUAUCGCUCGCAUAUCCUGCUCCUUUGCGAAGCUUAUGGUACUGGACACAGAAAGAUUGCCAAGCUCGAACGAGAGCUUGCAGAAGCAAAAAUGGCACUCAAGGAAGAGGCAAGUCGACACAGCUUCAUAGAAGAACACUGGAUGGUCCAGGAUGCACGGUACAAAGCUGAGGUCAAACGCCUUGAGAUGUUUAUUCAUCGAACGUCUGAUCAAGGCAUGGAGGCUGUGGCACUCGCUAGGGCCGGUAGUCUCCUCAGGGGAAGAGCUGGAGCUGCUACAAUCGGGCAAAGGGCCAUCAACAGUGACGUGGUCGACGAGGGCACUUCAAAUGGAGCCCCUGAAGUCACUGUCAAGAACGAACGUAAUCCCACCUUACUAACACGACAAGAUACAGUGUUAUCUCGAACACGGACCAUGGAUACCAGCAACGAGAUCAGGUUGAGCAGAGGGUUCCGGGUCCAGGAUCACCUCAAGAAGAAGAAAGUAACAGCCGGCGUUCGCCGACUUGAGACACAUGCAGACAGAGAUGGAAAGACACGCCCUGAGCAAGGCCGAGAAGAAAUGCAUCCACGAAGUGCUUCUAUGCUCUCAAUUGGUCCCGAUGGACGAGGCACAGCAGACAUGUCGCCACACAAAGAUAGUGCCAGGAGGGAGCGCGAUGCUUCCGAAGAGGCAGCCUCAAUGGAGGAGGUUGGCAUUGUUAGCCGGACAAACUCUACGUCCACAUCUCUCACACAAAACCAGUCAAGCCAGGAUACGGUUACUGAGCUCCGGUGCGAUCGAAGAAGCCACCAAAUUGACUCUCGACAUCAUCGUCAAUUCUCGUUUGUUCCUGGGGACGAUAUAACAGCUGUACGGUCGGGCGGGACCAGAGGGUCUGGAAAGGCUCUUGGUCAACAUAUACAGAAGAGUCAGGCACCGACGACUAGUAGAGAGGCUGUUCGUUUCUGUGAAGAGAAUCGUAGGUCGAGAUCAGUCGAGUGGAUACGGAUGAUAGAGCAGCGGUCAUCGGACAUUGACGACAACCCUGGAGCGUCAGACCUGCGACUCUAG
This is a messenger RNA of Fusarium proliferatum ET1, 1413 nucleotides long. RefSeq lists its product as uncharacterized. The transcript is spliced from 3 exons. NCBI's taxonomy places the organism in Eukaryota, Fungi, Ascomycota, Sordariomycetes, Hypocreales, Nectriaceae. The coding region runs from base 1 to 1413 and encodes 470 amino acids. The record is from RefSeq and is a predicted model, not a curated record.